CAAACCUGGAUAGGCUCUGCUCUCUAGAGCCAGGCGCACUGCGCAGUAGGUACUCUGGCGAGCCUCUUCACGGACUUCGAAGCUACCUACAAUCCGACAAUAGUCCGACUCCCAGUGGUGGAAAGAGCUAGGUAGGCACUUGGAAAGUGCGCCAGAGGGAGAGAAUAUUCUGGUCACGGUACGUUGGUAGGUAGGUAUAGGGACUCCUAGGGAGGGACCUGCACCUGGCAGCACCACCUUUUGGGGUUGCAAGCUCAGGGACAAAGAGUGGAUCCCUCCAAUCUCCUGCUACCUCGUUCCCUCAAAGGUGGCAGCUUGCAACUUCGAUAAAUACGAACCACUGUCACUGGGCAGGAUCAGUCGAGCCAUCUGAGUGCCAUGCUGGGAGGAAGCGCUUGCUUUCGCAGCAUUGUCCCCGCUUCAGCAAAGUAGACCACGUCUCCGCUUUGCCAGCCCACUGUAGGGAGCGCCGGCCCCGGUCUGCCAGCUGUCAAGCCCUGACGGAGGUUUGGUUCUUAACCAGAGCCCGUAUAGAACAAGCCGGCCAGUACCCUUUCAACCCCCUUAACCAGGGUGGGUUAUUGCCCCGGUGCAUGCAAACCAUGACUAAGUCCUGGCCCACUGGGGCGAAGCUCCUGCCGCUGAUCCUGAUGGUCACGUCCUUCAUGGCCGGGCGCUCGUUCGACCUCCUCUGGUCGCGCCAGCGUUUUGGAACCGCCCUCAUGAGCCACGAGGACGCGUUUCUAAUCAGCGUGCAAGUGCAGCGCGUGCAUGAGGUCCAGGAGAAGCACCGCGGCAACUAUUCAGAAGGGGCCCCGCAGCUGACGGGAGCGGAGCAGGAGAGGAUCCGCAGCGGGAACUGGACGGGCUUCAAUACUGCGACGCCCACCACCCUGCGCAACGUCUUGUUCGGCAUCGGUUCCUCCGUCCACAGCUAUUCCUCGCGCAAGGAUCUCGUGCGCACCUGGUGGCAGCCCAACAAGACACGUGGCUUCGUCUGGUUGGACGGCGCGCUCCAGGACUACGACUGGGCGUCCGAAGGGCUCCCCGAGGCGCGAGUGUCCGAAGACACCUCUCAUUUGCCGUACACGGGAUGGGGCCCCCGCUCGUGUCUGCGCGUCGCGAGGAUUGUGAUUGAGGCGUUUCAGUUGGGGCUACCGGACGUGCGGUGGUUCGUGAUGGGAGACGAUGACACGGUGUUCAAUCCGGACGCGCUUGCAGCGGUGCUCUCUAGUUACGAUCACACCGAAAUGCUCUACCUGGGCAGCGCCUCCGAGACCGGCGAACAGUUGGUCAUCGCCGGGUACGAGAUGGCCUACGGCGGGGGGGGCAUCGCUGUCAGCUGGCCGCUCGCGCUCGCGCUCUCCGAGACCAUGGACGACUGUAUCCGGCGCUACCCGGAACAAUACGGGAGCGACGCGCGCGUGCGCAUCUGCUCCGCGGAGCUCGGCGUGCAGCUGACACGUGUCCGGGGGUUCCACCAGUUCGACCUGCGCGGAAACGUGGCGGGGUUUUUACAAGCGCACCCGCUCGCGCCGUUCAUUUCCAUGCACCACGUCAUGCUGCUGGACCCCGUGUUCCCGAACAUGACGCGCGUGCCGGCGCUGGCGCGGUUUACGAACAACAUGCGCGCGGACCCGAUCAACUUUCUGCAGACCGCGUUUUGCAUAGACCACGAGAACAUGUUCACGGCCGUCGUCUCGUGGGGCUACUCGGUGAAGCUGUUCGUCGGGGCGGGUCGCGUCGGAGAUCUAGAGCGGGCGGAAAUGACGUUCCAGUCCUACGGGUAUCGCAAGGGCAUCAAGGAGUUUACGUUCGACACGCGGUCGGAGGUCGAGAGUUACCCGGACGGGGGCCAGUGCGCGACGCCGAUAAAUUUAUGGGUGGACGGGGUCGGGGCCAGCGCCGGAAAUAAAAUGAACAGCACGUACUCUAGAGACGUCCCGAAAAAUCAGACGGACUGCGUCCCACAUAUGGUCGCGCGCGUAUCGGAGGCGACGAUAACGCGCGACGUGGUUCCGUUUGCGCCGAGCCGCGACGGCCUUUUCCGGGGCCCGAACUUGCGGCGCCAGUGCUGCCGCUCUUUGAGCGUGGAUCCGAGCUGGUCCAAGCUCGUUAUAGAGCUAGGAAGUUGCAACGGCAUUCUGUAAACGUACGCACGGCUCUCAUAGGUGCUCCCCGGCUUUGGGCAUCAGCUCAUUGGGUUACAGGAUCAAUCAUCGCGAGAAGCGCCCAAAGCCCAUAGGGCACUUGAUCAUGUAAUAGUAAAAACGGCCGAAGGCUUCAAAAAGCACACCGUAUACGCACUCUAAGCCCGCUUACAACACCUUGUUACAGUCACAGACAGCAUAUAUAAGAGACUUGCUCAAAGACCUUAGAGCAUACAUAUUUAUUGCUAGACGCAAACACUCGCUUGACAAGCAUACCGUGUAAGCACCACGCCCGCGGAACGAGAGUUUGUAAUUUGAAGUCACAGGCAGCGAGAAGAAGGUCUCGGAACAUCCC
This is a messenger RNA of Klebsormidium nitens, 2505 nucleotides long. NCBI's taxonomy places the organism in Eukaryota, Viridiplantae, Streptophyta, Klebsormidiophyceae, Klebsormidiales, Klebsormidiaceae. The record is from the annotation of a GenBank genome assembly.